AUGUCGGGGGACGAGUCAGAGCCGAUUCAAAGCAGUGUGGAGCAAUCCUCUGUUGAUGAGGGUAUGAAAAGCCUUCAUAUUUCCCUGGAAUUAGGUCGUCGCAAACGUGCAAGUAAACGGAAUACAACAAAAGUAAGACAUCAACUUUUCAAACUUGAAAAAUCAUUUGGUGUGUCAAAAGCCACAUUAAACAAAGAAGAGAUUGAGCAUAGAGUAGAGUGUUUGUGGUCGUCACUCGUUACUAGAACAGACACAGGAUAUUAUGGAUGAAUUGUCUGUUUAUUACUUGGGGGAAAAGGGCGGUGAAAAUCAAAAGGCGUUAAUGAAGGAAUCAAACGAACUAGAACUGGAAUGUCAACAAGCGAUCGAAAAGGCACAGGCUGUUCUGAUCUCAGGAUAUUUUGAAAGCAAUGCUACGGUCAGUCAAGACAAUGAUAAUGACGAGGUAACUAAUGUUACCAGUUCUACUGCGAGUAAUUUGAUUAACAAAAGACAGGCACAACCCGCUGUGACCAGUAACACUGAGCAAUAA
This is a messenger RNA of Paramuricea clavata, 532 nucleotides long. Lineage: Eukaryota; Metazoa; Cnidaria; Anthozoa; Malacalcyonacea; Plexauridae. The record is from the annotation of a GenBank genome assembly.